AUGCGUGUUCAGAUGGAGCACGGGUUCGAGGGCGUGCGCGACUUGCUGGCGUGGCUGGAAGUAAUAGUCGGGAGCCAGCUGAGCUACCUACUGGCCGCCAUGCGACUCAAAUACACCUACACCGCCGUUUUUCUCUGUUGCGGCUACCUCGCAAUUCUCGUCGGAAUCGUGCUCCCCACCCGCCUUGUUUUCUUUCCGCUAGAGGAAGUAGAGGACCACGACACUGAGGCGGGCAUCGACGGCCCGGAUUUUCAUCCGCCCGGGCUAGAAGUAGCGGACGAGACGUUAUUUCCAGGAAGGGACGCCGGAGUUCAAGCAGACAACAGCGACGGGGCCGCGGGCGCGGCGCGGGUACAACGUGGCAAGAAAAACGGGCCGGGUGUUGAGCUGGGUCGUGACGAGCAGAAGGUGGAGGCGAAGUUGCUGCUUCCCUGGAAUUUUGCAUACCACGGGACCCUCUCUUCCGUCACACAGCGGCAGACGAGCGGAGAAGGCAAAAUUUUCGCCGCCUGCCUGAUUAUCAACGAAGUCUGCGUGCUCUUGUCCGGCUACACAAUGGUGGUCUACGACAAGUCGUGCCCGCGCUCUCGCGAUGCCGCCGAGUACCUCUUUGUGCCGGCAAUCGAGGCGGAUAGCGUUGGCAACCUUGCGCUUCGCGUCACGUGGUUGAUCCUUCCGCGGUAUCAUGUCGAAAAGGGCCCCUGCCCCAGAACUAUAACUUGGAAGUAUUUGCAUUGCAAAGCCCCCGAAUGUUGGGGACACUCCUCAUCUUGCAUGUAUCACCAUCACAACUUUCGUUUUAUUUAUUCCCAGGCUGUUUAUCAAAAAUUUCAAUUUGCACUGCAAAAAAGCCCAAAAAACGAAUUCAUAAGCUUUUCCUGCAAGACAGAGCAAAGUGCUCCUUUCAUAUUACUGCAAGAAGAUCAUGACAAGCUGACGUGACGAACUUCGGAAAUAAGGUCUCCAUCUAGGUUUUCGUUGUGUUUCAGGUCGCGGUCGGAGUAGUCGAAGACAAAGGGUCUAGUACUCCAUUUGAAAACUCUGAUGCAUGAGAACAAACGCUUCCUGCAACUUCCGAAGGUGGGGCGCUUCUCAUUGUAAUCAGCGAGUUUUACUGUUGUUGGCCGCGGCGGUCCCGUCUCCGACUUUUGAGGACGAGCUGGAUGUUGAUCCAGGGCAUGAUGCUGAAGAUGAGGAUACGACGACAAUUACCCCGAGCCCGAACAUGAUGAAGUCGACCUCUGACAGCAUCAUAGAAGAGCGAAAGCGAAUCGCGCAGCUGCACGAGAGCCUGACACGCAAAUACAUGUACAACAUCCAUCAGGCAGUGUACUGCACAAGAAAAAGGAGCUACUAGCAGCUUUCUCCAUCUGCCAAUGCAAAACUGAGCAGGCACGAGCAGUCCUGGAUGAUCAAAUGGCAAAAGAUAAACCAUGAGCGAGCCGCCCAUGGCUACGCGUUGUUUCGGAUUCAUUUUUACAUGCGCAAGAUUAUAUUUAUAGGGACGCGAGAGUUCUUCUGGGUUUAGUUUUGCACUACCCUAAGCAACAUAUGAUGAAUAUGAUAAGCUGCUGGCUUUUUGUUUUUUUCCUUGGGAUACGCGCGGCCUAGCGAUAGCCUUGCUCUUGCUCUUCGAAACGUGGCAGCUCGUAUGGCGCGAAGAGGUGAGCAUUCCGCAGGUUUUAGUCGGUUACUCACCGAAACGCAUAGCUCACUCGUAUGAUCACGACGAUUGCGCUAUGCAGCAAGCCCACAAAGUGUGGAAACUGCGAUGGUUGUAUUUUCCCCGUGUUCUUUCACUGGUUCUCGGAUGGGUGUUCUCCGCGGUUUUGGUCAUUUUGGCGGUCGUGUUGUACUACCGGCAGUACGACCAUUCUACCAGCAGUUCCAUUUGGGCGCCCAAAGCGGACCGCGGAACGGCCGGUGGACGCUUGAUGCCGAAAUCCACCAGCCUAUUGCUGCCACGGUGCGUCUACGUUGCGCAGGUGAUGGUCAUGCUGACGGUCUUACGCAUUGCAAAUAUCGAUUUGGGUCUGGAAUACAACACUUGUGACGCUGAAAUUGUCAUGCUUCGAUGUUGGCUUUCCUAGUGCAGCCAAAAAAAAAAAAAUAUUGUGGCAUUGUUUUCAUGCACGUUAAUAAGCCCACCUUGACAAAAAAAGGUUGCGCUUUUGUUGGUCAUGCAACUACACAGGUUUUACAGGAAAAAUGCCAGACAAGCAAUGCAACCUCCACCUUUAUUCCAGACCCAGACAUAUCAUUUGUACUGGAUAGCUGUUCGGCCUACCGUUCUGGCCCAUGCUGUUCCAGGUUUUGGAAAAGAAGAAGGACAGAAUGCUUUCAGAGACGAGCAGCAUAGGCCUCGGGCAGGACCUAUCCCGGAGAAAAAAGGAGCUAGCAGGGCACAUUUGUAAUGCAUUACAAAUAUGACCUGCACCUGCCUGCUUUUUGUUUUUUCUGUGUGAUAGGACGCGCUCGACUCGAUCGCGGCCAGAGUGGAGGGCCUUUUCAGUAUGGCCUGGAGAUUCGGAACGCCAAGCUGCGGCACCUAUGCGGACUACCUCCAGGAAUUUUACAACAGCACUGCCCCGACCUGCGAUCCUGACAAGAUGUGGUGGGAAAUGGACCGGGGAGAAGCUCACGAUGCCAACUGGCAACAGGAAUUCUGGAGGCGGUGGGGACUCUGAGUCCCUCAAUACGACCGGCUGGUCAAUAGUACUACCCCACCAGUACGACUCAAUCUCAACACAGCCGACACUUCUCGGCGAUUCCGAUAUUUUUAUUUCUGAUUGCUUACCGUUGCAGCCUACUAGCUGUUACAUGCGUCAAUCACGCCGCUGACGCUGAAAAUAAAAAUGACAAAUCAACGUCAUCAAUAAGUGUAUACUACUCAAAAUUGUUUGUUGCAGUUUGUCUUUGCAGGCUCAAGUUUGCAGGAAUAGUAGCAAAACAGCGAGCAAGGUACUGGCCACGAGGUUGAGUCCUGUUCGCCCACAAUAGAGCAGGCCAACUCUGCACCACUUUCCAUUGUAGUUUGUCUUUGUUUGGUCGUUUUUUCGGUUGAAAGAAUUGCUUUACUACCUCAAGAAGAAUCUACUGCUAACUUGGCUAAGCAGGACUCUGCUACUUAGGCCAGAGAAAAAACUACGCGAUCCCAGACGGACUUUGCCUCUUCGGGAACUUCGACACAAUGACUAAAAAGUGAAGCCAAACACUAGCUAAAGCCUAAGGUGAGUAGUAAAAAGCUUGUAAGUUUUGUUUCGAAAAAAUAUUGUAUACAGGAUUGAUUACAACAUACAGAAACCAAAUUUUUUGAUUUUUCUUGAACCCGAACGAUAAAGAAUUAUUGACAU
Messenger RNA from Amoebophrya sp. A120, 3353 nucleotides. Lineage: Eukaryota; Dinophyceae; Syndiniales; Amoebophryaceae. The record is from the annotation of a GenBank genome assembly.